Molecule: messenger RNA, 4502 nt
Organism: Carassius gibelio (silver crucian carp)
Lineage: Eukaryota; Metazoa; Chordata; Actinopteri; Cypriniformes; Cyprinidae
Product: anthrax toxin receptor 1-like
Exons: 18
Coding region: 390-2396 (668 amino acids)
Cellular component (GO): membrane
Molecular function (GO): signaling receptor activity
Source: RefSeq, a predicted model, not a curated record
UACAGACAACACCAGACAGAAUAAAAUUAUUUUAUGAAGUUUUCAAAUGAACUUGAGUCACGUUCAACAUAUGCCUCAAGGGCACACUGAGGGCCGGCUUUUCUAGAAGCCUGAGACACAUCUGUGGCAGCACAGCAGCACAGCUGUAUUAGAGCUAUUUGAGCGUGUGUCUUUUGUGAGGGAGUGAUUCAGGCCGGUCUGACUGGAGCUCUGGGACUCUGCCACAGACAUGCACCGUCACUGAGACCAGACCUGCUCCAACCUGGAUGGAUCAGAGACUACAGAGGCUGCAGAGGAAAUCAUCUCCACCGAACUUGGAUGUUUUGGUUUCAGGCUUUGCUGGGAAUUGCCAUUGACUUUUGGAAGUUUGCAAUUACCAGACUGGAAUAAUGUCCAUGGACUGGCGUGGAGGUGAAAGGCUGCUUAUAGUCUUGAUUGUGAUGUUUAUCCUGGGGCUCAGCCACUGUGCUGGACAGAGCUAUGAACGCUGGGAGGCUGGGUCCUCAUGCUACGGAGGAUUUGACCUUUACUUUGUGCUGGACAAGUCUGGAAGUGUACAGCACCACUGGAAUGAGAUCUACUACUUUGUUGAUCACCUUGCACACAAGUUCAUCAGCCCCCAGCUCCGUAUGUCCUUCAUAGUCUUUUCAACGGAGGGAAGGAUCUUGAUGAAACUGACAGAAGACAGGGAUCAGAUUAGUGCUGGGCUGGAGGAACUUCAGAUAGUCCAACCAGGUGGAGAUACCUUCAUGCACAAAGGUUUUCAGAGGGCAAGCGAGCAAAUAUACUAUGGAACGGGAGAUGGAUACCGCACAGCGAGUGUCAUCAUUGCUCUGACAGAUGGAGAAUUGCGCGAGAAUGAAUUUGACUUGGCAGCCAGAGAGGCUGAUCGCUCACGUCAGCUGGGAGCCUCUGUUUACUGCGUUGGAGUGAAAGACUUUAAUGAAACCCAGCUGGCAACAAUAGCUGACAGCAAAGAUCACGUCUUUCCAGUUAAUGAUGGCUUUGAAGCCCUGCAAGGCGUCAUUGAUUCGAUCCUGAAGAGAUCCUGUAUAGAGAUCCUCGCUGUGGAGCCCUCAAGUAUUUGUGCAGGAGAAUCCUUUGAGGUGGUAGUUCGAGGGAACGGAUUCCUUCAUGCCCGCGAUGUGAACAGAAUUCUUUGCAGCUUCCGUAUAAACAACACCCUCACCGUGAUGAAGAGGCCUCUGGUAGUUGAAGACACAUACCUGCUCUGCCCAGCGCCUGUACUGAGGGAGGAGGGAACGACUGCCUCCCUCCAUGUCAGUAUGAACAACGGCCUGAGUUUUAUCUCCAGUUCUGUGACCAUCACGACUGUCAGCUGUGUGAGUACAGUAACCCUGCAGGGCAGCAGUGCCACUGUUACACUGGGCAGAGCCACUGCCAGUACCACUACACUGGGCAGUACCUGUAGUUCAGCUCCAUCUUCAGUCUGCCCUCUGAACACAACUGACGGAACGUUCUUGGCCAUAGCGCUGCUGAUACUGCUGCUGCUGAUCACUAUGGCCACACUCUGGUGGUUUUGGCCCAUCUGUUGUACAGUGAUCAUCCAUGAGCCGCCGCCACCAGUCAUGGACGACAGUUCGGAUGAAGAGGAUGAAGCCAACCCAAAGAAAAAAUGGCCAACGGUGGACGCCUCGUAUUAUGGUGGGAGAGGAGUUGGUGGCAUUAAAAGGAUGGAAGUGCGCUGGGGAGAUAAGGGAUCCACUGAAGAAGGAGCCAAGCUGGAGAAGGCAAAGAAUGCUCGGGUGAAGAUGCCAGAGCAAGAGUUUGAGUUUCCGACCACAAGGACUCUAAACAACGGCAUGCGGAAACCCAUCUCCCAUCAGAAGUGGUACUCACCAAUCAAGGGGAAACUGGAUGCCUUGUGGGUGUGGCUUAGGAGAGGAUAUGACCGCGUGUCAGUGAUGAGACCUCAGCCAGGAGAGAAGGGUCGCUGUAUGAAAUUUACCCGUGUGAAAUCCUACCCGCCCCCUCGAUACCCGCUUUACAACAACCCCUCCAGCCACAUCUACACCCUCCCCCAUAGCCAAUGCCCUCCUGUCCCACAGGGCACCCUGCCGCCCACCCCGCGCUGCUCCGCCCACUCUCCAACCUCCAUCCUGCCCCCUUUGCCAUCAACCCCGCCCCCAACAGCCAUAACCCCUCCCCCUUACACACCACCUCCAACCAGAGCUCUUCCUCCUACCUGUCUGACAAUCAAUGUGACUCUGCCUCCCUCUCCACCCACACCGCCACCACCAACAAGCUUCCUACCACCCUUGUCAGCCAGCUCCUUGCCUCCGCCCCCUCAGGCAGCUCCGCCCGGACGAGCCCCGCCCCCUUCUCGUCCACCGCCACGCCCAGGCCCUGAGGAACCGCAGUGCUACCUGGACUGAGUAGAUCUAAAUGACAAUGGCUAAUGAUGGGAUUUAACGUGGCAGCGACUGUAUUAUUGCACACUUGAUUCUGAUUGGUUGACAAACAUGUCUAAAACUGCACCUUUAUGAAGUAGUUUGAGGUUUGUUGACUUUCAACUUGCCAUGUUCUUUGCAAAAUGUUUUGUGGUUUUAAAUUAACAGAACAUCAAAAAGAGUCAGAGCGAAAGAACCAGAAAGAGAUAAAAAAAAAAAAAAAAAAAACAUUUAGAUUUUUAAAUUUACAUAUUGACUUGCAUUUGGAUUGCACAAUUCACAUGAAAAAAUAAACUUAAUGUGAUGCAUAUUUGUCAGUCGUGCAAAAACUGGUAGGAUUUCUGUACUAGUACUAAUAAACUGAAUGCGUUUACACAGUAACUAGGUUUAUAUAUUUAUCUAUAAAUAAAAAUACUUUCAAUCAAACUCAUUUGUAAUUAAUUGAAUAGGCUAUUGUUUGUUUCACGGCUAGCCAUAUUUCAACCAUUUUAAAUGAAUACAUUUAAUUAUUUGUGUUGAUUCUAAAGAAACUGAACAAAUGCUUUUUGAUUAUUUGUGAUCAUUUAAAUAAGACCAAAAAAAGACAAAAUGAUGUCAUAAAUUGAUUAAAAAGUGCAUCUUACCGGCUUCAUUUAUGCAUGACUGGCAAAUAUGCAUCAUAUUAAGUUUAUUAUUUUGUAUUAUAUUUAGACUGUUUAAUGCAAAUUACAUAAUGUUAUUUUAUAUAUAUUUCAAAUUAAUCGUUCUUUUUUUUCAGUGUGGAAUUUGACGAUAGACCAUUAAAUAAUUGAAAACGAAUGCAUUUUAAUAUUCAUAGCCAUAUUUCAAUGCCUACUGGCUCCAGUGUUAGUACAUAAUGACUGUAAAUGAUUGACAUCAUUAUAAGCAUCUUAACUUAGCUUUGCAGAUGCAUUAGAAAAGUUUGAACGAGAAGCAGCUGUAAUAUAGGUCCUGUUGUACUUGAGAGAUCCGGUUCAGCUCUGACGCCUUUUGAAGAUGUCAAGAAAACAUCUGCAGGAUAAAAUGGCAGGAUUCAAGUGACUGCAUGAAUGGAUGGAAACAAUGACAAAACUAUUCAAAGAGUUCAGCCUGUAGUGCUAAAACCCAGGAGAGAAUUAGCAUGUCCAUAAAUUCCCCAGGGAAUUUCCAGUGGGAGCUCUGAAAAGCGGUUUUGGAUUUGAGUAAAAUAAGACGCGUGCUAAUAUUUGAAGAGACUUUGACAUUGUUCAAAAUAAACUACACACAGUUCACCAGGUGUCUUGCUUUAAAAACACAAGUUGCUACAUACAUGCAUCUACCAUGAGAAUCGGACUAACGUUGUUGUCCUUAUAUAACAUAGGAAAGUUUCCUCAAUUUAAGUUAACCACAAACCAUAUUUUACUCAUAAACUGAAAACAGCUACUCUUGCAACCCAUUGAGAAUGAAUUGGCCUUCCGGAUUAGCCUACAUCAUGACUGAACAGCAUUAUUCCAAAGAAAAUUGUGUGACUGACGUGAAAAAUAAACGCGGUGGAUGUUUUAGUGUUACGAUCUGGAUGAAGAUUUGCGGAAUGAUGCAGGCUUUUGUUUUGUAUAUAUGGAUGCUUUCCAAACAGCUGUGCUAAGAAUAGAUCAGUAUUCAUAAGGUACUUUAUGAUUUUCUAUUUAAAAUGUCUAUUGUUGUGCUGUUUGCAAGUGCUGCAUUUAAAGGGAUAGUUCAUUCAAAAAUGAAAUCGGUAUAAUUGACUGACCCUCAUGUCACUCCAAACCCCUACUGACACCAAAUGUUUUGAAGACAUUUCGUAUAUUUUCCAGUGUAUUCUGCUAGAGAAAAUCAUUCAAGUUUGAAAUGGUAUGAUAGAGUAAAUUACCACAGAAAUUUUAAUAAUUCUUUAAACUGUUCAUUUAAGCAUAUGGCAGUUCUGUGAUUUUUAGUUUGAAUUAUUCUGUUUCUUCAUUUUACCUUGAACAUUGUUUUUUUGUUGUUGUUGUUGUUUUUCGUGCUGGGUUUAAAACUUGUGCUUGAGCUGUUACAGAUGUUCAGAGCGUGUCAGGCUAUUCCUUUUUAACGAAGAGCAUGUUUUUACACGCUUCAAUUAAAUGUUGGAAUUAA